UGUGGACACUGCCAGAAGCUCAAGAGCAGCUGGGAGAAGCUUCCGAACGCCUUGAAGGGAGUCGUCAAAGUUGGCGCCGUGAACUGUGAUGACGACAAGAACAAGCCACUCUGCAACAGCGAGGGUGUGGACUCCUUUCCUACCAUCAAG
Molecule: messenger RNA, 150 nt
Organism: Guillardia theta CCMP2712
Lineage: Eukaryota; Cryptophyceae; Pyrenomonadales; Geminigeraceae
Exons: 1
Biological process (GO): response to endoplasmic reticulum stress
Cellular component (GO): endoplasmic reticulum lumen
Molecular function (GO): protein disulfide isomerase activity; protein-disulfide reductase activity
Source: RefSeq, a predicted model, not a curated record